Messenger RNA from Didymodactylos carnosus, 1860 nucleotides. Lineage: Eukaryota; Metazoa; Rotifera; Eurotatoria; Philodinida; Philodinidae. The record is from the annotation of a GenBank genome assembly.
AUGGUUUGUCAAACUGACAUUCCUCUAAUGAAUUUAUCAUUAUCGGGAUGUGGAUUUCUUGGUCUUUAUCAUAUUGGUGUUAUUUGUGCUUUUAAAGAAAAUGCACCAGAAAUAUUAGAAGGAAAAAUGGCUGGAUGUUCUGCUGGUUCACUAGUAGCAGCAUGUGCCGUUUGUGAUUGUUGUCUAGGUCAAAUGGCCAGUGAUGCAUUGGAAAUUGCUCUACGUGCAAGAGCUCGUGCACUCGGUCCCUUACAUCCAACAUUCAGUAUUGUUGAUAUAAUAAGAAAUGGACUUCGACGAAUUUUACCAUCAAAUGCUCAUGAACUAUGUUCAGGUCGUCUCUAUGUUUCACUAACACGUUGGCGAGACAACAAAAAUGUUGUUAUCAGCGAAUUUCAUACUCGUGAAGAACUUAUUCAGGCUUUGAUAUGUAGUAGUUUUGUUCCAUACUGGUCUGGUAUUAUUCCACAUAAAUUUCGAGGAGUGUAUUAUUGGGAUGGUGGAUUGACAAACAAUAAUCCAGUAAUUGAUGAAAAUACAAUAUUAGUAUCACCCUUUGCCGGUGAAAGUGAUAUAUGUCCACGCGAUGAAUCAGGAUCAUUUUAUAGCGUCGAUUUUAGAGGCACAGAUAUAUCGUGUACACAAGAAAAUUUAUAUCGUUUUACUCGAGCUUUAUUUCCACCAGAAUUAUCUGUAUUAAAACAGAUAUGUUGGCGUGGCUAUGUUGAUGGUUUGAAAUUUUUACAAACACGAAAUUUAAUGGUAAAAACACGUCUGACAGACAAAUCAAGUAUAUCCAGCGUACUUGGCAGAGAAUACAGUGAACCUAAUGAUGAUGAACUUUUGGAUAGCCAUAGCACGGAUGACGGUGAUGUACAUCAUAUGUUUGCUAGUGACAGUGAAGAUGUAGAUGAUGAUUCCACAGUUCAAAACAGUAUAGAAGAAAAUAAUGAUCAUUCAACAGCAGGUGCAUUUAGUGAAUUUUGUCGUAAACCAGAAGAAGUAAAUCAAAUGCCAUCAUCACUUAUAGCAGUAUUCAAUAGUGCAUUGAACGAUGAAUUAGCCAAUUUGGGAAACGUUGUUAAUCGAUCUCCUUUGCUUAAUAUUUGGUCUUAUGUGGCAUUACCUGUAACAUUGCCAAUUGAUUUAACAUACACAGUCACAAAAAGAGUAUUGGGUAUUAUACCGUCGUUUCUGCCUUAUACUUCAACUAUUGAUCAAUCAAAUUUUCUCCCGCUGAACGUUUUCAAGUGGCUAUUUUCAAAUGAACAUGAGGAUAAAAAAUAUUCUUAUCAUGUUGUUGAUUGUGUGUGCAAUGACAAACCGUCAUCUCUAUCAUCACGUCGGUAUAAACGUCGGCGACGUAUCACGCAACAUUCUCAUUAUAAUCGAGCUAAUAGUAUAAUUAGUACAGUAACAUCGUCUAAAUCAGAUUCGUAUCAUAAUAGAGAAGAUGAAUAUCCUACUACUAGUACAAUAAUGGAUGUUUGCAGUGAAAAUGGUGAUCUGACCGAUGCGAUUGAUGAACAUCACAGUGAUAAUGAAAGUAUUUUAUCGACACAACAUUUGACAGAUCCGAUUGAAUCAUAUAAACCACGUAUUUAUCUCUCUUCACGUACACCAGUGUUAAAUAAAGAUUCAAUAAUACGACGACAUGAGCAAAAUCCAGAUGGUGAUUCAAAUCAAUCAAAAUACAAGAAUGAAUUACAACAAAUGGCUGAUUUAUCAAAAAAACAUUUUAGUAAUAGAGAUGAGACAACAACAACACUAUCAUUUGUUGGUAAAGAUUCGGAUAAUAUUCAAAAAAUAUUACCAAUAACUGCAUUAGAAAAAUCAGUUGUAUUUAGCGAGAAACUUUAA